CCGCCCCAAUAGUUGCCCACGCCUCUUCCCAUUCUCGUUAUCACUCCCUAGCAAUACACUUGACCGCAGAUGAAGAAUUAGGGAAGCUCGAACAGAGAAAGAUUCGUCUGUGCAAGCCUCAGUAGAAAGAGGAGAGAAGGAAUAGCUGCGAGGCGGCCGCUCGGAAGAUGGGGAAGAAGAAGAAGAGAGCGCCUUCCAAGGUUUGGUGCUAUUACUGCGAUCGCGAAUUCGGCGACGAGAAGAUACUAGUCCAGCAUCAAAAGGGCCAAGCACUUCAAGUGCCACGUCUGCCACAAGAAGCUCUCCACCGCUGGCGGAAUGACCAUUCACGUCCUUCAGGCCCACAAGGAGUCCGUCACCAAAGUUCCCAAUGCUAAACCUGGAAGAGAAGCAACAGAUAUUGAAAUAUAUGGAAUGCAAGAGGAUGAAGCUCCAUCAAAAGCUGCAAAGGUGGAGAUUCCUUCUACACCAUAUGUAGUUCCAGGUUCAUUGCCUCUUGGAUAUCGUCCACGACCUUUAGGCCCGGGGCCCCCAGUCUACAGUUCUGGUGCGCCAUGGAGGGAGUCCUUCGAGUUCGACCGCUUGACUCUCCAUGAUAAGAGGCUAUCAGAAUUGUCGAAUAACUCUGAAGAUGGGGAAGGCACACCGUUGCCUAAUUUUACUGAGGUUCUGUGCAUCAACCGAAUGAAAGACAAAUUGAGCAAGUGGCGUUCUGGUUUAUUACAAACCACUAAAAAUGAUACUUCCCGGUGCCAUGACACCUCAACAGAUUCGAAGCAAUAGUUUCAGACUGUUUUCUUUAAGAUGCGCCCAGCUGUCCUUCUGAGUGGUUUCACCUUUCAUCAACGUAAUUUGAUCCGGAUGGUGAUGGCGAAUGAGGAGUGGUGACUUAUUCAAGUCAAUCGGUAUGAUAAUCAGAUGAUGGAUUAAAGAGGUGAUUAAGCUAAAGGAAUCUACGAGUCAUUUUUUCGAGGUGAGUGUAAAGGGGUAAAUUCUACGUCUUACGUAUUCUUUUAAAUAUUAUGAUUUUAAAUAUUUUAGCGAAUUGGUUAUCGUUGCUUGGUUAUGUGUGUGAUUGAUUAUUUGUGCUUUGCUUGAGUUAUGGUUUGAGGUGAUUUUUUUAUAGCUAUGCUUGAUGUGAAUGUGCAUGAGUUCUUAUUUAAUUAAAGCUUUAAGUUUAU
Molecule: messenger RNA, 1181 nt
Organism: Linum trigynum
Lineage: Eukaryota; Viridiplantae; Streptophyta; Magnoliopsida; Malpighiales; Linaceae
Source: the annotation of a GenBank genome assembly